AUGCAGAAGGGAAGAGGAAGAACAAGCCGGAUCAGAAGACGAAAGCUCUUCAAAAGUUCUGACUCAAGAGGAGUGAAUGAGAGCUACAGGUCUGAAUUUAUAGAGCUUAAGAAGUGGCUGAAACAUAAGAAGUUUGAAGAUACAAAUUUAAUACCUGCUCGUUUUCCAGGUACAGGAAGAGGGUUGAUGAGCAAAACAUGCCUGCAGGUGGGGCAAAUGAUUAUUUCGUUGCCUGAGAGUUGCCUGCUGACCACAGACACAGUGAUUACAAGCUACUUAGGAGCAUACAUUACUAAGUGGAAGCCACCUCCGUCUCCUCUGCUGGCUCUGUGUACCUUUCUAGUCUCAGAAAAGCAUGUUGGGGACCAGUCUUCCUGGAAGCCUUACCUAGACACUUUACCCAAGGCCUACACCUGCCCUGUUUGUUUGGAACCAGAAGUGGUAAAUCUUUUUCCCAGGCCUUUAAUAGCCAAGGCCCGGGAGCAAAGGACCCAUGUUCAGGAGUUUUUCACGACCUCAAAAGACUUUUUCUGCUCCCUUCAGCCUCUCUUCUCAGAGGCAGUUGAAAGCAUCUUCACCUACAGCGCCCUCCUGUGGGCCUGGUGCACUGUUAACACCAGAGCUGUGUACCUGAGGCACAGGCAGCAUGGGUGCUUCUCUGCAGAGCCGGACAUGUGUGCUCUUGCCCCGUACCUGGAUCUGCUAAAUCAUAGUCCACAAGUCCAGGUAAAAGCAGCAUUUAAUGAGGAAACUCGCUGUUAUGAAAUUAGAGCAGCUUCAAGUUGCAGAAAACAUGAAGAGGUGUUCAUCUGCUAUGGCCCCCAUGAUAACCACCGCCUGCUCUUGGAAUAUGGAUUUGUUUCCACUCAGAAUCCUCAUGCUUGUGUUUAUGUCUCAAAAGAUAUACUUGUUAAAUUUCUCCCAUCGACAGAUAAGCAUAUGAACAAAAAGAUUUCCAUUUUAAAGGACCAUGGCUUCACAGAAAAUUUGACAUUUGGAUGGGAUGGACCAUCUUGGAGAUUACUCACAGCUCUCAAGUUGUUAUGUCUGGAAGUUGGAGAAUUUACAUACUGGAAAAAGGUACUUCUUGGUGAAAUAAUUUCAGAUACAAAUGAGAAGAGAAGUUUGGACAUAACCUGGAAAAUAUGUGAUUAUUUUAUAGAGGAGUCCAAUGCUAUGCUUCAAAAGGUUUCUCAUAUGAAGGAUGAAGAAGUGGCUUUGAUAAAUCAACUAACUUUAGUAGAAACUUUGUGGACAGAAGAGCUAAAGAUUCUGCAAGCAUCUGCUGCCAUUCUAAGUAAUUUGCAAACAGCUUUUACCUAA
Orycteropus afer afer is the source of this 1323-nucleotide messenger RNA. RefSeq names its product SET domain containing 4 (gene SETD4). Lineage: Eukaryota; Metazoa; Chordata; Mammalia; Tubulidentata; Orycteropodidae. Gene Ontology annotation, molecular function: histone H3K4 methyltransferase activity; protein binding; transcription coactivator activity. The transcript has 10 exons. The coding region runs from base 1 to 1323 and encodes 440 amino acids. The record is from RefSeq and is a predicted model, not a curated record. Gene Ontology annotation, biological process: peptidyl-lysine trimethylation; peptidyl-lysine dimethylation; positive regulation of transcription by RNA polymerase II.